Messenger RNA from Debaryomyces hansenii CBS767, 705 nucleotides. RefSeq names its product putative pyridoxal 5'-phosphate synthase (gene SNO1). The record is from RefSeq and is a predicted model, not a curated record. The coding region runs from base 1 to 705 and encodes 234 amino acids. Gene Ontology annotation, cellular component: cytosol; glutaminase complex. The transcript has a single exon. Gene Ontology annotation, biological process: pyridoxal 5'-phosphate biosynthetic process; pyridoxine metabolic process. NCBI's taxonomy places the organism in Eukaryota, Fungi, Ascomycota, Pichiomycetes, Serinales, Debaryomycetaceae. Gene Ontology annotation, molecular function: glutaminase activity.
AUGACAAUUACGAAGAAAUUAACGGUUGGAGUGUUGGCAUUACAGGGCGCAUUUAUUGAACACAUCAAACAUUUUGAAGGUGCUACAAAGAAUGGAUAUUCAGAUUUCGAAUUUGACUUCAUUGAAGUUAGAACUGAGGAGCAAUUGGAUAGAUGUCACGGACUAGUUAUACCCGGUGGAGAAAGCACUUCUAUAUCAUUGAUUGCACAAAGAACUGACUUGCUUGGGCCGUUGAUGCAUUAUGUCAAAUCGGAAAGGCCUAUUUGGGGGACUUGUGCUGGAUUGAUUUUUUUGUCGACUCAAGUUGAAAAUGGAAGACCAGGUCAACAAUUGUUGGGGGGCAUGAAUAUCCAGGUCAAGAGAAAUGCAUUUGGAAGACAGCUACAGUCGUUCCAAUCGGAUUUGGACUUUUCAUCCUUCAUCCCUCUGGUAAGUGACUUUCCUACGAUAUUUAUUAGAGCUCCUGUCAUUACAAGUGUGCUAUCCGAUAUCAACGGGUCGGAAAAUGUUGAUAAUGAAAUCAUUCAUUCUAAGAAUGACUAUGAGAAUAAGGCUCCAGUACAAAUUUUGCACCAAUUGGAUAACGGCUUGAUAGUUGCCGUAAGACAAGGUACUAAACUUGGAACUUCUUUUCACCCUGAAUUAUCAGAUGACUAUAGAUUUCAUAAGUGGUUCAUAGACGAGUUCAUAACGAAGGCUGUAUAA